CUGCGCUGCCAUGCGCGCCUUCAAAUACCCCCCACCCUGCCACUCCUCUCCGCUCACGGCAGCACUAGGCUCCACUCACCAGCGAUGGCCAUCUCGAACCACGCCGACACAGCCCCAGCGAACGCGGCUGCCGCAGCGGCACCGCCCGUGCCUCCACUCGGCCACCCGCCGCUCGACGCCGACAAGUUCCGCAGGCAGGGGCGCCUAGUCGUGGACUUCAUUGCGGACUACUACGCACGCAUCGACGAGUACUCCGUGCGCCCGGCCGUCUCUCCCGGUUUCCUAACUCGGCAGCUUCCCGAGACGGCGCCGGCGUGCCCGGAGCCCGAUGCGCUCGCCGCGGCGCUGAGCGACGUCCGCAACCUCAUCCUUCCCGGCGUCACACACUGGCAGAGCCCGCGCCACUUCGCGCACUUCGCCGCGACGGCCAGCAAUGUGGGUGCCCUCGGUGAAACCCUCGCCGCGGGCCUUAACAUUAACCCUUUCACGUGGGCCGCCUCGCCGGCGGCCACCGAGCUCGAGGUUAUCGUCACGGACUGGCUCGGCAAGGCUCUGCACCUCCCGGAGAACUUGUUGUUCUCCGGAGGCGGCGGCGGCGUGCUGCUAGGGACGUCUUGCGAGGCCAUGCUUUGCACUGUCGUCGCAGCCAGAGACCGGAAGCUCGCCGAGAUAGGCGAGGAGCGGAUAGGUGACCUCGUCGUCUACUGCUCCGACCAGACCCACUUCUCCUUCCAGAAAGCCGCUCACAUUGCCGGCAUUCGUCGGGGAAACUACCGUGAGAUACGGACAACCCGGGAGAGCGGCUUCACUCUCUCGCCCAAGGCGCUGGUUGCCGCCGUGCGCACCGACGAGGCGGCGGGCAGGGUCCCGCUGUUCCUGUGCGCGACGGUGGGGACCACGCCGACGGCGGCGAUCGAUCCUCUCCGCGAGCUCUGCGCUGCCGUGGCGGGGCACGACCUGUGGGUGCACGUGGACGCGGCCUACGCCGGCGCCGCGUGUGUGUGCCCGGAGUUCCGCCACGCGAUCGCUGGCGCCGAGGCCGUGCACUCGUUAAGCACUAACCCACACAAGUGGCUCCUCGCCAACAUGGACUGCUGUGCGCUGUGGGUGUGGCGGCCCGCGGCGCUUACGACCGCGCUCGGCACCGACCACGACGUGAUCCUAAAGGACCCAUCGUCCAGGGACGGCCACGGCACCGCGGUGGUGGACUACAAGGACUGGCAGGUCGCGCUGAGCCGCCGGUUCCGCGCGCUGAAGCUAUGGCUCGUGCUCCGGUGCCACGGCGUCGAGGGCCUGCGCGGCUUCGUGCGCGCCCACGUGCGCAUGGCCGCCGCGUUCGAGGCCAUGGUGCGCGCUGACGCGCGGUUCGAGGUGCCCGUGCCGAGGCAAUUCGCGCUGGUGUGCUUCCGGCUGCGGCCCGCGGUUCUCCUAGGGAAGCGCGGCCGCGACGACACGGCGGCCAACGAGCUCAACGAGAGGCUCCUCGAGGCGGUGAACGCGACGGGGCGCGCGUACAUGAGCUCCGCCGUGGUGGGCGGCAUGUACAUUCUGCGCUGCGCCAUCGGCAGCACGCUCACCGAGGAGCGGCACGUCCGGGAGGCGUGGAGCGUGGUGCAAGAGCAGGCCACUGCUACCUUGGCUGCCGCGACGCGCACGGACGAGCGCACUGUUCGACGCGCGCGCUGUGCGGAUGUCAAUGCCGUGGCCCCGGCGUCUUCCCCUUGGGCAAAUGAGGGUGCCCUCGCGUCGGCUCCAUCUGAAAGAAAAUAAUCGAGAUGGAAAAUAUUCUUACGUGCAGGCAUUCGAGGACCGACGGCUCUUACCAAUUUGGACUCGCAAGUUCGUUCGUUGUUCUACAUCUGUUUCUAGGUUUCAACUAGUCGAUUUGUUUGGCGAAACAGUAGGGAAACCCCUACUGUGGUAAAUUCAACUAGUCGAUUCAACCCCUAUUUUCUGUUGAAGCAUAGUGAUGGCUUAUUUUAAUCAUGAGAUUGAU
This is a messenger RNA of Phragmites australis (common reed), 1996 nucleotides long. Its product is annotated as tyrosine decarboxylase-like. Lineage: Eukaryota; Viridiplantae; Streptophyta; Magnoliopsida; Poales; Poaceae. The transcript has a single exon. Bases 85 to 1770 code for a protein of 561 amino acids. Gene Ontology annotation, biological process: amino acid metabolic process. The record is from RefSeq and is a predicted model, not a curated record. Gene Ontology annotation, molecular function: carboxy-lyase activity; pyridoxal phosphate binding.